This is a messenger RNA of Chelmon rostratus (copperband butterflyfish), 2517 nucleotides long. Its product is annotated as extracellular calcium-sensing receptor-like. NCBI's taxonomy places the organism in Eukaryota, Metazoa, Chordata, Actinopteri, Chaetodontiformes, Chaetodontidae. Gene Ontology annotation, cellular component: membrane. Bases 1 to 2517 code for a protein of 838 amino acids. Gene Ontology annotation, biological process: G protein-coupled receptor signaling pathway. The record is from RefSeq and is a predicted model, not a curated record. Gene Ontology annotation, molecular function: G protein-coupled receptor activity. The transcript has 6 exons.
AUGUCACAAGUGAUAACAGGGCCGGUUUUCAUUGUGCUCCUGUUGGCAUUCGGAGCAGCGGAGGAGGAAGCUGCUUUCUGUCAGAUACUGGGGAGUCCAGAGUUCCCCCUGUUGUCUAAAGAGGGAGAUGUCUUGAUUGGGGGAGCCUUUUCCAUCCACAGCAAAAUCACACAGCCUCCACUUUCAUUUACAGAGAAACCAACACGUCUGACUUGUUCCAGUGUCAACCUCAGGGAGUUUCGAUUUGCGCAAACCAUGAUCUUUGCGAUCGAGGAAAUAAACAAAAGUGAAUAUCUUCUUCCCAAUGUUUCCAUCGGAUACCGUAUUUAUGACAACUGUGGCUCGACAUUAUCCUCAAUGCGUGCAGUGAUGGCCCUGAUGAACGGUGAUGAGUGGAGUGUAGGAAACAGCUGCUCUGGUCAAUCAGCUGUUCACGCUAUUAUUGGGGAGUCUGAAUCCUCUUCAACCAUUGUUUUGUCACGCACUACUGGACCAUUCAAAAUACCAGUGAUAAGUCAUUCAGCUACGUGUGAGUGUUUGAGCAACAGGAAGGAGUAUCCUUCUUUCUUUCGAACCAUUGCCAGCGACCUCUACCAAAGCCGUGCCCUCGCACAGCUGGUCAAGCACUUCGGCUGGACUUGGGUCGGGGCAGUCAACAGCGACAGCGACUAUGGCAACAACGGCAUGGCCAUCUUCCUCGCCGCAGCUCAGCAGGAAGGAGUGUGUGUGGAGUAUACAGAGAAAUUUCACAGGGCAGAGCCAGAAAAACUUCUGAAAGUGGUCGAAGUGAUCAGGAAGAGCACUGCCCGGGUCAUUGUUGGUUUCCUGGCCCACGUAGAGAUGAAUAACCUUCUACAGCAGUUGAGUCUGCACAACAUCACAGGCCUGCAGUUUAUUGGGGUGGAGGCCUGGAUCACUGCUGACAGCCUUGUGACUCCCACCAGCUUUAGUGUGCUGGGAGGGUCACUGGGUUUUGCUGUGCAAAAGGCCAACAUCAGUGGCCUGGAUGAUUUUUUAAUCAGAGAUUUCUGGGAGACAGAGUUUGAGUGCAAGAACACAAACAGAGACCCAACGACAAAAACAGCAAAUUGCAGAGAAAACCAGGAUCUAAUUGACCUUAAAGAUUAUGAUGAUGAUGUUGCAGAACUGAGAUACUCCACAAACAUCUACAAAGCCAUCUUUGCUGUGGCUCACUCUCUGCACAGCAUCCUCACGUGCUCCAAAAAUCAGGGGUGCGACAAGACUGUACAGAUUCCCCCCUGGCAGGUAGUGGAGUCUUUGAAGCAGGUGAAUUUUACCAUUAAGAACGGGGACCAGGUGUGGUUUGACGGCACUGGAGCAGCGGUGGCUCGGUAUGAAGUGGUGAACUGGCAGCAUGGAUCAGACGGCUCGGUCCAGUUUAAGCCUGUUGGCUACUAUGAUGCCUCCCUUCCUCCUGGACAGAAGUUUGUCCUCAAGACCAGAGCCAUAGUGUGGCCCGGAGGAAAGACAGAGUUGCCUGUGUCGGUGUGCAGUGAGAGCUGUCGUCCAGGAACUCAUAAAGUCCUUCAGAAAGGAAAGCCAGUCUGCUGCUAUGACUGUAUACCAUGUGCAGAGGGAGAAAUCAGCAACAGCACAGAUUCUAAUGACUGCAAAAAGUGUCCUGAGGAGUAUUGGUCCAAUCAAAACAGAGAUGCAUGUAUACUGAAAAAUGUUGAGUUCCUCUACUUCACUGAGGUUAUGGGUAUAAUACUUGUAUUUUUCACUUUGUUUGGUGUUCUCCUUACUUUAAUUGUGGCCACUCUAUUCCUGAUCAAUAAGGAUACUCCCUUGGUGAAGGCAAACAACUCUGAGCUGAGCUUCCUGCUGCUCUUCUCCUUGACUCUGUGUUUCCUGUGCUCUCUGACCUUCAUCGGCCGGCCCUCUGAGUGGUCCUGCAUGCUGCGACACACAGCGUUCGGCAUCACCUUUGUCCUCUGCAUCUCUUGUGUUCUGGGGAAAACAAUCGUGGUGUUAAUGGCCUUCAGGGCCACACUUCCAGGUAGUAAUGUGAUGAAAUGGUUUGGGCCUGCACAGCAGAGACUCAGUGUUCUGGCUUUCACUCUCGCACAGGUUGUAAUUUGCAUACUUUGGCUGACCAUAAAUCCUCCUUUUCCCUUCAAAAACAUGAAACUCUACAAAGAGAAGAUCAUUCUUGAGUGCAGUCUCGGAUCACCUGUGGGGUUCUGGGCUGUGUUAGGAUACAUCGGACUCUUAGCUGUCCUCUGUUUCGUACUUGCUUUUUUGGCUCGAAAGCUGCCUGAUAAUUUCAAUGAAGCUAAAUUCAUCACCUUCAGCAUGCUGAUAUUCUGCGCAGUCUGGAUCACCUUUAUCCCAGCGUAUGUCAGCUCUCCUGGGAAGUUCACUGUGGCUGUGGAGAUAUUUGCUAUUUUAGCCUCCAGUUACGGACUUCUUUUCUGUAUAUUUGUACCAAAAUGCUUUAUCAUUGUGCUCAAGCCUGAACUAAACACAAAGAAACAUAUGAUGGGUAAAAUCUAA